This is a messenger RNA of Striga hermonthica, 1236 nucleotides long. The record is from the annotation of a GenBank genome assembly. NCBI's taxonomy places the organism in Eukaryota, Viridiplantae, Streptophyta, Magnoliopsida, Lamiales, Orobanchaceae.
AUGUCUUUUCGUGGCCUGGCCCGUGACCUGAGGGACAGUAUCGGGAGCCUGUCGAGAAGGAGCUUUGACUUUAGGCUUCGUGGGAAGUCCCAUGCGGCUGUUUAUGAGUUGCACGAUCAUCAGCCCGAAGUGGUUCAGAGCAGUUGUUGGGCUGGGCUUCCGCUGGAGCUUCUUCGUGAUGUGAUCCAAAGGCUGGAGGAGAAUGAGAGCACAUGGCCCGCACGAAAGCACGUUGUUGCUUGUGCGGCAGUUUGCCGCUCGUGGAGGGAUAUGUGCAAGGAACUCGUUCGGUGUCCAGAGUUUUCAGGAAAAUUAACCUUCCCAAUAUCUCUCAAGCAGCCUGGAUAUCGAGAUGGGACUAUUCAGUGUUUCAUUAAGAGGAACAAAUCUAACUCAACCUACCAUCUAUUUCUUUGCCUUAGCCCGGCCUUACUUGUGGAAAACGGCAAAUUUCUUCUGUCUGCAAAACGGAUUCGCAAGACCACUUGUACAGAAUAUGUGAUUUCAAUGGAUGCUGAUAACAUAUCACGGUCUAGUAGCAGUUACCUCGGAAAAGUGAGGUCACCUCCGCCACCAAACGCCGCCAGCUCAGCUCCGGGCCGCACGAGCCGCCGUUUCAACUCCAAGAGGGUCUCCCCGAAGCUUCCUGUCGGGAAUUACGGCAUUGCCCAAGUUGCUUACGAGCUCAACGUGCUCGGCACGCGGGGCCCGCGCCGCAUGCACUGCGUGAUGCGCUCGAUCCCCGCCUCAGCAGUCGAGCCCGGCGGGUCGGUCCCGGCCCGGGCCGAAAACCUCCUCAUGGGCCCACUGGACUCGGACUCCUUCAGAAGCGUCUCUUUCAACAAGUCGGAGUUCGGAAGCGCUCGGUUUUCUGACAUGUCGGGCCCGCUCAAUGAUGAUGACAACAAAAGUAAUUGUGGCGAGAGGCCUUUAGUGUUGAAGAACAAGCCGCCCAGGUGGCACGAGCAGCUUCAGUGCUGGUGCCUGAAUUUCCGGGGGAGGGUGACGGUGGCCUCCGUCAAGAAUUUCCAGCUUAUCGCCGCUGGUCCACCCGCACCGCCACAGCAGCAGAAUGGGCCCUCCUCGUCUUCUUCUUCGGACCACGACAAGAUUAUACUGCAGUUUGGGAAGGUGGGUAAAGAUAUGUUCACGAUGGACUAUCGAUACCCGUUGUCUGCGUUUCAGGCUUUCGCUAUAUGUUUGAGCAGCUUUGAUACAAAAUUGGCAUGUGAAUAG